AUGAACCACUUCAAAGCAGGGGAUGCAUCCGUGAUUUUGCGCAGAUUGGUCACGGAGCUACUUGGGUCUAACUAUGCCGGCCACGUACACCGGUACACCAACGGCUCCCGAUCGAUAAACGGAGUAGGUAUCGGGGAUUUUUGCCUUAAUGACGAUAUUGCUGAAAGCAGCAGUCUUCCUCCACAAUGCUCGGUUUUCUCGGCCGAGGCUGCAGCGAUCUUCCGUGCCGCUACGACGCCAGCCAACAAACCGAUACUUAUCUUAACCGACUCACACAGCGUCGUUCAAGCGAUCACCUCGGAUGCACCAAAACACCCAUGGAUCCAGGCGAUUAUCAAAUACGCCCCACAGAACACCGUGUACACGUGGAUUCCCGGACACUGCAGAGUGCCAGGUAACGAGUCUGCUGAUCACCUUGUCGGCGUCGGGACAUCGGGUCUCAGACUCACCAACAAGGUACCCCUACAGGACGUCAGACGGUGGAUCAUGCGGACCAUUCGAGCGGCAUGGGAGGCCGAGUGGUUCCGCAACAGAACUGCCUUCAUCCGCAAAGUCAAAGGGUCAACUGAAGAAUGGAGCGAACUGGAUAACCUGAGGAAUCAACGUGUGAUUUCGCGCCUUCGGACCGGGCUUAAACCAUCGAACACAUCCUGUGCAACUGACCGGAGUUCCAAAAUCUUCGGGAGUCGCUCUGCCUAA
Messenger RNA from Ochlerotatus camptorhynchus, 699 nucleotides. RefSeq lists its product as uncharacterized. The coding region runs from base 1 to 699 and encodes 232 amino acids. Gene Ontology annotation, biological process: DNA replication, removal of RNA primer. Gene Ontology annotation, molecular function: RNA-DNA hybrid ribonuclease activity; nucleic acid binding. NCBI's taxonomy places the organism in Eukaryota, Metazoa, Arthropoda, Insecta, Diptera, Culicidae. The transcript has a single exon. The record is from RefSeq and is a predicted model, not a curated record.